Syngnathus acus (greater pipefish) is the source of this 3705-nucleotide messenger RNA. RefSeq names its product RNA binding motif protein 47 (gene rbm47). NCBI's taxonomy places the organism in Eukaryota, Metazoa, Chordata, Actinopteri, Syngnathiformes, Syngnathidae. Gene Ontology annotation, cellular component: nucleus. Bases 451 to 2286 code for a protein of 611 amino acids. The transcript is spliced from 10 exons. Gene Ontology annotation, molecular function: mRNA binding. The record is from RefSeq and is a predicted model, not a curated record.
UGGUUGUCCCGGUCUCCAUGACAACAAGGUGUUUGCAAAGAGCUGGAGAGAAGGAAGAAGGAAGUGCAUGAUCCCGCCCCACUUUGAUUCCUGCGAGAUCUUCAGAGUCGUGGGCAGCCAUCUUCUUCCUGGUAUCACAACAGGGAGCGAGAAAUGUGCAAAGAGAAAGAAAGAGAAAGAAGGAUCGAGAACAGAAGCAGAAAAGCCAUGGACGGAGAACAGCGGUGACUUGGGAUCCACCUGAAAGCUGGAGUGACAAGUCAGCGAUGGUGUGCUGAGGUGCCUGGGCAGCCAACGAGAGACCGCACAGUACCUGACGGACGACAAGUGAAGAUGAGAACGUGACCCUGGACAGUGAGUCCCAAAACGUUGGCAGAAGAACCAAAGCACGCGAGACGACACAUCCCGUCAUCAUCCAGGCCACAGAUCUAAUUGGAUGCUUUUGUCAGAAUGACAGCCGAAGAUCCUGCUUCCUCUUCAACCAUGAGCAACAAUACUGCCCCCUCCAAGCUGUGCAAACCCACGGCUGCCUCCCACCACGCUCUCCUUGGACAGAUUAGCAUUCCGGAUGGUGUUGUAGGGACUCCCAACGAGGCUACACUGGUGGCCUUGAUGGAGCGCACCGGCUACGGCAUGGUUCAGGAAAAUGGCCAACGUAAAUACGGCCCUCCUCCCGGUUGGAACGGCCCAUCCCCGCCGAGGGGAUGCGAGAUCUUCGUGGGCAAAAUCCCAAGAGAUGUUUAUGAGGAUGAGCUGGUUCCCGUGUUCGAGUCUGUGGGACGCAUCUAUGAGAUGCGCCUGAUGAUGGACUUUGAUGGGAAGAAUCGGGGCUACGCAUUUGUGAUGUACACGGAAAAACACGAGGCCAAACGGGCCGUGCGGGAGCUCAACAACUACGAGGUGCGGCCCGGUAGGCUCCUCGGGGUCUGCUCCUCUGUAGACAACUGCCGUCUUUUCAUUGGCGGCAUCCCCAAGACUAAAAAACGCGAGGAGAUUCUGGAGGAGGUCUCCAAGGUGACCGAGGGCGUGCUAGAUGUGAUUGUUUACGCCAGCGCUGCAGACAAGAUGAAGAACCGUGGCUUUGCCUUUGUAGAAUACGAGUCGCACCGUGCGGCCGCCAUGGCCCGCAGGAAACUGAUGCCCGGACGCAUUCAACUGUGGGGUCACCAGAUUGCGGUGGACUGGGCAGAACCAGAAAUUGAUGUGGAUGAAGAUGUCAUGGAGACAGUGAAAAUACUCUACGUCAGGAAUCUUAUGAUGGAGACCAGCGAGGAAACCAUUAAACAGGUGUUCAGUCAGUGGAACCCAGGUUGCGUAGAGAGAGUGAAGAAAAUCCGUGACUAUGCCUUUGUUCACUUCACAUCCCGUGAUGAUGCCGUGCUGGCCAUGGAUCACCUCAAUGGAACAGAAGUGGAGGGCUCCUGCAUUGAGGUCACGCUUGCCAAGCCAGUUGAUAAAGAGCAGUAUUCUCGCCAGAAGGCAUCAAAGGGGGUUUCGGCUGCUCCAGAAGCUCCUCAGCAAAACUAUGUCUAUCAGUGUGACCCUUACACAUUGGCCUACUACGGUUAUCCCUACAACACACUCAUCGGACCAAACAGGGACUACUUUGUGAAAGGAACCUCAUUGAUACAGAACAAUGCAGGUACUGUGCGAGGUCGUGGUCGCGCCGCCACAGGUAACCGUACCCCUGGUCCUCGGGGCUCGUACCUGGGGGGUUACUCUGCCGGUCGUGGCAUCUACAGCCGCUACCAUGAGGGUAAGACCAAGCUGCCCGAAAAGCCCUAUGAACUGAUGCCCAGUCUGGAGCUUGCUGCCUCCGUCAACCCAGUUGCCAUCAAACCAGGCACAAUGGCAUUGCCGACUUUGGCCGGGCAAUACCAAGUGUUCAGUGCGGCCCCUGCGGCCAAGCUUAUGGAGGAAGGCAAGGUGCACGCAGUGGAGCACCUUAUUAACCCUCUGGCCAUGCAGCACCCUGAACACACCACGGCUCCCGCCACCGCCACAGUUCUGCCAGUUUCCACUCCUCCACCUUUUCAGGGUCGUCCAAUCACUCCCGUCUAUGCCAUGGCCCACAAUGUGCCGCGCAUCCAGGCAGCCGGUGGCCUGUACGGCGCAGGCUACGUCCCCAUCACAAACUAUGCGGCCAACACAGCCGCCCUGGCCGCCCUGCAAAAGAACGCAGCAGUUGCGGCCGCGGCGUACGGAGGCUACGCCGGUUACGCCAUGCCGCAGGGCUUCCCGGCCACAGCCUUCCAGCUGCCCAUCCAUGACGUCUACCAGUAUUGAUGUGUGGUGGCUCGGCCGGCGUGAAGUAAACACCAGCGUUAUUCUGCCUGUGACUGAGCCGCCGCUGUGACUUCUCGACAGCGUGCAUUUAAAGUACAUACCUGUGGACUCUCUGAGCAGACCCAAAGGCGCUUGAAGAAAACAAUUAUGAGCAUACAUGGUGGAACCGUGUGCCCCACCUAUUGGCCUCGUUUCAUCUUAAACCAAGGCAAUUAAUGACACACUUAAUUAUGCAAAUUAGAUGGGGCAAUCUGCUGAUGGAGGAAGUUUACCUCUGUGCGGAGGCAGCCUUCUCUCAACUGUGAGCAAAACUAACAAAAACAACGCCACCUUGUCACUGACCCACGGCCACAUCAUCCGGUUGCUAUGGCAACAAAACCCUGAAGGUACAUUCAAGUAUUUAUGAAGAGAAGACAUAUAUUUAAGGUUCUAUUACUGUAGGUUUAGCUUUGUAUUUUAGGGGGUAAAAAUAACCUUUUUAAGUAAAAGUGGGGGAAGAAAAGUUCAGGACUACUGACAUGAAAGGAUACCACUGAAGCCUGUUUUGCAUGUUUUAGUAUAUUUUCCCCCACUAGUAUAUUUUAGUAUUCUUUUCUUGUUGAGUGCUAUCGCUGACCGUCCAUGCUGAUUGAAUGUUUAUGCUUCAAACACAUAUGCCUGUUUGGUACUUAUUUGGCUCAUUUAGUUCUAUUUGUGUUGUUGUGGUUCUUUUCAAAUGAAGGUUUUCAAACGGUUUAACGGCCUAUAACUAGUUUGCUCGUUUCAGUGUCGCUGCUUGAACUAUUUGAACUCACUUCGUGCUUGAUUUGAAGAAAAGUCCCCAGUUUUUUUUACAGAUAAUAAGCAAACACCGCAGGAUUUUUUAAUGUAUAAAAAUGGCGACAUCACGUAUGUUUUAUCUCACUGGGGACUAAGACUGAAUUUUAGAAUUAAUGUUUGACUCGUGAAAGGUGAACAAAUAUGCAAAGAGGAUGGAGGCCUUUUCUCUAUGGACAUUAGCGGAUACCUACUAAGCUUAUGUACACUGCAGUCUGAGAAUAUUAAAACGAGGCUUCACCAUGGUGCCUUACACAUACUUUUUAUGCCACCCUGCUCUGUUUUUUUUUUGUUUUGUUUUUUAAAUCUUCCACUGUGCCUUUCAUAAUAAAAUCUGAAGUGGAAAGAUUCUUAAAUGGUUCCGGAUUUAUAUGACUCACAGGUCUGGUGAAUUUGCGGUGUUGCAAUAUUGGGGUAACAUGACAAGGCUACCUCCACCAUGCAAAAUAUUAUCUUCAUUUCUUUACUCUCCUUUAAACUAUGGGAACAGACGAAGAGACAUACUCGGGCUACUUGACACAAAAAAAAUGCUGGGUUGUUUUCCUAGCCCACUUGCUGUGUAGCUGUGGAGUUUGAGCACACUGGGUUACUUUUACCCAAGGU